GGGCAGAGAUGGCAGCCCUGAAACGCAGUCGUGCGCAGGCCUGGCCCGAGGAGCAGGGCGACCGUGAGCACGGGCUGUACAGCCUGCACCGCAUGUUCGACAUCGUGGGCACUCACCUGACGCACCGCGAUGUGCGCGUCCUCUCCUUCCUCUUCGUGGACGUCAUAGAUGACUAUGAGCGGGGCAUGAUCCGCAGUGGCAGGGACUUCUUGCUGGCGCUGGAGCGGCAGGGCCGCUGUGAUGAGACCAACUUCAGGCAGGUGCUGCAGCUGCUGCGGAUCAUCACGCGCCACGACCUGCUGCCGUACGUCACCCUCAAGAGGCGACGGGCUGUGUGUCCGGACCUGGUAGACAAGUACUUGGAGGAGACCUCCAUCCGCUACGUGACGCCGCGGGCUCACAGCACUGCAGAACAUAGCCUCGGCCACCCCCACAAAUCAGUGCCUCCCCAGCACCCCAUGGUCUGCUGUUCCUCGGCGGGGCCGCAGAUCUGCACCAAGAGGCCCGGCCGCGGCAGGGCCCUCCUCAGCAGCCAGCGCAAGCGCAGGAAGUCGGUGACUCCAGACCCCAAGGAGAAGCAGACGUGUGACAUCCGCUUGCGAGUCCGAGCCGAGUACUGCCAGCACGAGACGGCGCUCCAGGGCAACGUCUUCUCCAACAAGCAGGACCCGCUGGAGCGCCAGUUCGAGCGCUUCAACCAAGCCAACACCAUCCUGAAGUCCCGGGACCUGGGCUCCAUCAUCUGUGACAUAAAAUUCUCAGAGCUCACCUACCUCGACGCGUUCUGGCGCGAUUACAUCAACGGCUCUUUGCUGGAGGCCCUCAAGGGCGUCUUCAUCACGGACUCGCUCAAGCAAGCCGUGGGGCACGAAGCCAUCAAACUGCUGGUCAAUGUGGAUGAGGAGGAUUACGAGGUUGGGCGCCAGAAACUCCUGAGGAACUUGAUGCUGCAGACGGCCCCCUGACGCCCGGUGGGAUCCAAGAUCUUUUUUUUUUUUUUUCCCCUGUCUUUUUUUUUUUUUUUUUCUAAAAGGAAAGAUUUAAAGCCCUGCUGGACUCCCACCGGGUGCUGAGCUGUGGACCCGGUUUGCUGCAGGGAGCACCGGAGGCUUAUGUGUUCUCUCACCCUUCUGUCCUGUCACCUUCUCUCUUGCUUUGUUUUCUUUUUCUCUUUUGUUUUGUAUCCAUUAAAAGAAAAAAAAAACAACCCAAAAAAAGUAAAAAAAAAAAAAAAAAAAAAAAAAAAAAAUCCACCUGGGGUGGGUCAGCAAUGGCCAGAGGGAUGCUGGGACAGGGUGGGGUUGUACUGGGAGUUGUGGGGUGGCUGUGCCCUUCUCCUGCCCUUUUGUCAGUGUCCCUGUGGGCCUGGCAGUGGGGUGGCCCUGUUGUCCCCGAUGCUGGAGCCCCGACCCCCCCCCCCCCCCCCCCCCCCCCCCCCCCACUGCCUCCUCUCUGGGGUCCUCAGGAGCAGCUCCAGUGGUGUCCCCACGCUGUCCCCAGGACCAUGUGCCUUUGUGUCCCCCUCCCUAUGGGGUCUGGGGGGGUGGGAGGAGGAACCAGUGCUGAGGGACACAUGAGAUCUCUGCCUGUCCUGUCCUCCUAUUGCAGCUGGGAUGAGCUGGGACAAGCUGGGAGGGGGGAGUUGGCCCCAAGGCUGUGUCCUAGGGGGCCUGUUGCCUCUGCUGUCCCCCUUCAGAAGGUCCUGGGGAGAUGGAGAGGAAUGUUCCCCUCUCCAUUCCCAAUUUUGUGGUUUUCUCCUCCACGAGCUGUCCCCCUGUGAGGUGGGCACUGACCCCACAGCUGGGGAGGGGGAUGUGUGGCACUUCUCCACCCCCCUCACCCCCCCCCAGGUGACAGCCAACUUUGGCACAACGUGGUGUAAUUUCUGUGACUUCUGUAUUUUUUAAAACUUCAAUAUAACAGUCAUAUUCCCUGUGUAGCUUUCGGUUUUCUUGAAAUAAACAUCUACAGCAGUGCAA
Molecule: messenger RNA, 1979 nt
Organism: Gallus gallus (chicken)
Lineage: Eukaryota; Metazoa; Chordata; Aves; Galliformes; Phasianidae
Gene: DEDD
Product: death effector domain containing
Exons: 4
Coding region: 9-965 (318 amino acids)
Biological process (GO): extrinsic apoptotic signaling pathway via death domain receptors; apoptotic process; regulation of apoptotic process
Cellular component (GO): nucleolus
Molecular function (GO): protein binding; DNA binding
Source: RefSeq, a predicted model, not a curated record